CGAACACCCUGCUCAACAGGCCUCAUCCUCCUCUCUGCCCUCUCUGCCUGCCUGCCCGCCUGCCCCCCCCCCGCCGGUCCGGUCCGCUACAUAUCUCGGCCACCUGGCCCAGAUCACUCGGGCGUUCCACCGACCACACCGACACACCACAAUAAAACAGCAACACCGCAUUGUCCGCUCAAUCCAACCCACCACAUAAGACUCCUGCAAUAUGUCACCAACACCACCACCCCAACACGCCACCGACCCGUCCGCUCCCACCUUAAUCUACCCCGCCAACUGGACCCCUCGCUCCUCCAAACGUCUCGCACACCACCUCCCCGACCCCUCUCUCGCCCUACGGCGCGCAACCGACACAGCGCAGCGGCACGGGUACGGCUUCUGGCAAUAUACGAGCGCCGCGCGGAUGGGCGGGUGGAUGAUUUGGAUGGUCGUUGCGGGAGUCAUGAUAGCGAACUGGGUGUUGGGGUGGGAGGGGAGGGGGUGGGAGUGGGUUUUGGGGUCGAAGGGCGGUGUGGGGAUUGGGAUGGAGGGGGAUAGGAGGUCGUACGUUGUUAAGGCGGGGUAUUGA
This is a messenger RNA of Fimicolochytrium jonesii, 571 nucleotides long. RefSeq lists its product as uncharacterized. The record is from RefSeq and is a predicted model, not a curated record. NCBI's taxonomy places the organism in Eukaryota, Fungi, Chytridiomycota, Chytridiomycetes, Spizellomycetales, Powellomycetaceae. The annotation marks the transcript as partial. The transcript has a single exon.